Lagenorhynchus albirostris (white-beaked dolphin) is the source of this 1989-nucleotide messenger RNA. It is a transcript of the gene MFAP1, whose product is annotated as microfibril associated protein 1. The record is from RefSeq and is a predicted model, not a curated record. Gene Ontology annotation, molecular function: RNA binding. Gene Ontology annotation, biological process: mRNA splicing, via spliceosome. The coding region runs from base 135 to 1454 and encodes 439 amino acids. Gene Ontology annotation, cellular component: U2-type spliceosomal complex. The transcript has 9 exons. NCBI's taxonomy places the organism in Eukaryota, Metazoa, Chordata, Mammalia, Artiodactyla, Delphinidae.
GUGGUGUCUCUAUCAGUGGCGCAGCAGUGUACAGUGGCCUUAGUGGAAGAGGUUUUUUCUGUUCGUUGACGUUGUUCUGUUCUGUUCAGUUUGGAAUCAGUCAAGUUUGGGGAGUCACUGCCGCUGCCGUCAACAUGUCGGUCCCAAGCUCACUCAUGAAACAGCCGCCCAUUCAGUCGACGGCUGGGGCCGUCCCGGUUCGCAAUGAGAAAGGUGAGAUUUCGAUGGAAAAAGUGAAGGUAAAACGUUAUGUGUCGGGAAAGAGGCCAGACUAUGCCCCUAUGGAGUCCUCAGAUGAGGAGGAUGAAGAGUUUCAGUUCAUUAAGAAAGCCAAAGAACAAGAAGCAGAACCUGAGGAACAGGAGGAGGAUUCAUCUAGCGACCCUCGGCUACGGCGUUUGCAGAACCGUAUUAGUGAAGAUGUGGAGGAGAGAUUGGCUCGACAUCGGAAAAUAGUGGAACCUGAAGUGGUUGGAGAAAGUGACUCCGAAGUGGAAGGAGAUGCUUGGCGCAUGGAACGAGAAGAUAGCAGUGAAGAAGAAGAGGAAGAGAUUGAUGAUGAGGAAAUAGAACGGCGCCGUGGCAUGAUGCGUCAACGAGCGCAGGAGAGAAAAAAUGAAGAGCUGGAAGUCAUGGAGGUGGAAGAUGAGGGACGUUCUGGGGAGGAGUCAGAAUCAGAGUCUGAGUAUGAAGAGUACACAGACAGUGAAGAUGAGAUGGAGCCUCGCCUUAAGCCAGUUUUCAUUCGGAAGAAGGACCGGGUAACGGUUCAGGAACGUGAGGCUGAAGCAUUGAAACAGAAGGAGCUGGAACAGGAGGCCAAACGCAUGGCUGAAGAGAGGCGCAAGUACACACUCAAGAUUGUAGAAGAAGAGACCAAGAAAGAGCUGGAGGAGAACAAGCGGUCCCUGGCUGCACUGGAUGCACUCAAUACUGACGAUGAAAAUGAUGAGGAGGAAUAUGAGGCAUGGAAAGUUCGGGAGCUAAAGAGAAUCAAGAGGGACAGAGAAGAUCGAGAAGCGCUUGAAAAGGAGAAAGCAGAAAUUGAACGCAUGCGAAACCUGACUGAGGAAGAGAGGCGAGCUGAGCUUCGGGCAAAUGGCAAAGUCAUUACCAACAAAGCUGUUAAGGGCAAAUAUAAGUUCUUACAGAAGUAUUAUCACCGGGGUGCCUUCUUCAUGGAUGAGGAUGAAGAAGUAUACAAGAGAGAUUUCAGCGCACCUACCCUGGAGGAUCAUUUCAACAAAACCAUUCUUCCCAAAGUCAUGCAGGUCAAGAACUUUGGACGCUCUGGUCGUACCAAGUACACCCACCUCGUGGAUCAAGACACCACCUCCUUUGACUCAGCAUGGGGCCAAGAGAGUGCCCAGAACACAAAGUUCUUUAAACAAAAGGCAGCUGGGGUACGAGAUGUAUUUGAGCGGCCAUCUGCCAAGAAGCGGAAAACUACUUAACUUAUUCUUCCAACUAUGGGACACAAGGGGAAAUCUCAGCAUCUGGUCCUUGAUUGUUUUUACUACUAUUUACAUGGCCCCUGUAUCCAGCCUGAGCCUACUGCCAUACUUGUGACACUGGGCAGACCUAGUCUUUGAGGUGCUUUGUGAGGUUUGGACUCAUGCUGAGAAACCUGCAGAAAAGCACUGUCCAGGUAGGAUUAGAGGCUCCCCACUUAGGACUAUUUCUGAGAAAUCUUCAACUUCAUUAUUGCUCUGGCUUCCCAUAUUCACUUGGGACUGUUCCAGGUUUCUUUUUCCAGCCCUUAGCUUGGGUUAGAAAAAUGGAUGGGCAUGUAAGCGGACAAUAUUACUUCUACCAUACAGGAAAUCUAAGCUCAUUGAAACCUGUUUUGCAUUUUUGGGGUAAAUUUUUCUAGAUGAACAUUACUUUUUGAUCCAUUUAUGUGUGUGUGUGUGUGUGUGUCAAGAAAUAAAAGAAUCAUACACCAAGAGGUCUUUUAGCAUACCAGAAAUAAAAUGUGCAGGCUGACAA